Molecule: messenger RNA, 1667 nt
Organism: Cavia porcellus (domestic guinea pig)
Lineage: Eukaryota; Metazoa; Chordata; Mammalia; Rodentia; Caviidae
Gene: Ceacam16
Product: CEA cell adhesion molecule 16, tectorial membrane component
Exons: 6
Coding region: 1-1356 (451 amino acids)
Source: RefSeq, a predicted model, not a curated record
AUGGUGCUGACCGGGUGCAGCUGGCUUGUCUUUGGUGGUGAGCGAGAGUGGCAGUCCGAGCCAUGCGGAGGGUCAGGGACCUCAGCUGGUGGUGGGGAAGCUGCAUUCCUGAGUGCAGCGGCCGAGAUCACCAUCACCCCCGAGCCGGCCCAGCUGGCCGAGGGGGACAACGUCACGCUGGUGGUCCGCGGGCUCUCGGGGGAAGAGCUGGCCUACAGCUGGUACGCGGGGCCCACGCUCAGCCUGUCCUACCUGGUGGCCAGCUACAUCGUGAGCACGGGCGACGAGACCCCCGGCCCGGCCCACACGGGGCGGGAGGCCGUGCGCCCCGACGGCGGCCUGGACAUCCAGGGCCUCCUGCCCGGGCAUUCGGGCACCUACAUCCUGCAGACCCUCAACAGGCAGCUGCAGACCGAGGUGGGCUACGGACACGUGCAGGUCUAUGAGAUCCUGGCCCAGCCCUCGGUGCUGGCCAACGACUCGGAGCUGGUGGAGCGGCGAGACACGCUGCGCCUGCGGUGCCACAGCCCGGCGCCCGCCGAGGUCCGCUGGUUCUUCAACGGCGACGUCCUGCCCGUCGCCCUCCGCCUCGGCCUGUCCCCCGACGGCCGCACGCUGACCCGGCACGGCGUCCGCAGGGAGGAGGCCGGGGCCUACCAGUGCGAGGUGCGGAACCCGGUCAGUGCGAGCCGCAGCGCCCCGCUCAACCUGACCGUGUACUUCGGACCCGAGCGCGUGGCCAUCCUCCAGGACUCCACCACCCGCACCGGCUGCACCAUCAGAGUCAACCUGAACACGUCCCUCACCCUGUGGUGCGUGUCCCGCUCAUGCCCGGAGCCCCAGUACGUGUGGGCCUUCAACGGGCGGGCCCUGGAGAACGGCCGAGACCACCUCAACAUCAGCGGCAUGGCGGCCGCCCAGGAGGGCACCUACACGUGCAUUGCUAAGAACCCCAAGACCCUGCUGUCUGGCUCUGCCUCGGUGGUAGUCAAGCUCACCGCGGCAGCCGUGUCCAUGAUGAUCGUGCCGGUGCCCAGCAAGCCCACAGAGGGCCAGGACGUGACCCUGACGGUGCCCGGCUACCCCAGGGAUUUGCUGGUCUACGCCUGGUACCGUGGGCCGGCCUCGGAGCCCAACCGGCUGCUGAGCCAGCUGCCGUCCGGGAGCUGGAUCGCUGGCCCGGCGCACACCGGCCGGGAGGUGGGCUUCGCCAACUGCUCGCUGCUGCUGCAGAAGCUCAACCUCACCGACGCGGGCCGAUACACGCUCAAGACCGUCACGCUGCAGGGCAAGACUGACACACUGGAGCUCGAACUGCAGGUGGCCCUCCAGACGAGGACCGCGACAGCCUCCUGACCCUGCACCUGCACAGGCUGAGCGCGGGCGGUGGGGCUGGGUGGGCGGGCAGAGGCGGGCCGGGCCGGGGCCAGCAGCUCGCUGAGGUCCCCUCCGUCCCCUUCGCCCCCUCUGCCCGUCCUGUCCGCAGCCCUGGAGUAGCGGCAGCGAAGCCACCGCGGAGCCCUCGGGAGAGCAGAGCGCCACUGUCACCUCCCACUUCCAGCAAGGGUGCGGCCCAGGUCCUGCGCCUGCCCGUCCACCUCGAGUUAGUGCCCAGGGUCCCUGCGCCUCCCCAGCUGUCACAGACCCCCCCAAAUAAACGUCCUGGU